Cynara cardunculus var. scolymus (artichoke) is the source of this 919-nucleotide messenger RNA. RefSeq lists its product as uncharacterized. Lineage: Eukaryota; Viridiplantae; Streptophyta; Magnoliopsida; Asterales; Asteraceae. Gene Ontology annotation, biological process: mitochondrial translation. The record is from RefSeq and is a predicted model, not a curated record. The transcript has 4 exons. Bases 321 to 563 code for a protein of 80 amino acids. Gene Ontology annotation, molecular function: structural constituent of ribosome.
UCGCUCAUCUCGCCGAGCCGACUGGACUCUCGACUCUCGUCUCACAAUCUCUGCCUCUACGACUAUGCCCUGAAUAGGCUCUCGGUCGUUCACUCCUCCUUCUCUGGAUUUCCCUCUCUUCAGGUUUCUGCCUUCUAGUCUCGACCCUUAGGGGGAGCAAGUUUGAAAUCUAAAAUUUUGCUAGAAUUGCCAGUUCUACCACUUCUUGGAAGGUUUUUGGUUGUGACAUAUUUACAAAUCUGCGUAAAUCUUUCCUCGGGCCAAGUAGGAAACGAUUCACCUUCCGAGCUUCUGUAGUGACUAGAUCAUACGUGGAAAACAUGGGCCGAAAAUCUGGUGAGCUUCAUAUAAAUGCAAAGAAAUUUGGGGGUCUCUCAAAACCUUGUAUGAAGGAUAUGAUAACAUUUCUUGGCUGUUUGUCCCUUAAUCAUAACAAUGAUGAAAAGUGUGCUCGUCAACGCCAGCAACUAGAUACCUGCUUGGAGGCUCAGACCGGCAAAAAAAGAAAACCCUGGGGAACCCUGAAUUAUCACUUGCAGAGGCUCAACAGAGGAAGGAAGUAGUUUUGGUUAUUUGAAGAAAUCAUUUAAUGCAGUGGUUGAAGAUUUUCAGCACAUAUUCAACAAACUUUGCACUCUGAUUAGCAAUUAUAAAUGGGUUGGUGGUUUUGCAUGAAUAGCUAGAUCCUGUUUAUGCUGUUUGGACAUAACAAGAGCCAACUAUUCAAUCAGUUGCUACAUGAAACUCAGAUAUCUCAAUGUUUAUCGAUCCUAUCCUGUGAAACAUGUGUCCAAAAUGAAAUUUAAGGUGGUUAACUUUGCUGAAUUUAAUCUUAGAGGAGAAAUGCAAGUGUUUAAUUCUGGUUUUGUAAUUGCAUAAAUGGAACAUAUGUGUGGUUGGCUUCAAAUGUGCCAAGUAU